GUUUUCCCUCCACUGGCCUCUAAGCGGUGCGGUUUCCUUCGGAACUUUCUUUGUUUUUCCAUCUCGCCCGUUGCCCGUGAUCUCUAUCAUACACGGUGGCUGGCUGCACUUUUUUAAAAACAUUUUUAUGAUGGCGGAGGACAGUGAAUCAGCUGCCAGUCAGCAGAGCCUGGAGCUAGACGACCAGGAUACCUGCGGGAUAGAUGGAGACAACGAAGAGGAAAAUGAGCAUUUACAAGGGAGUCCAGGGGGAGAUUUGGGGGCCAAGAGGAAGAAGAAGAAGCAGAAGAGGAAGAAAGAGAAGCCAAGCUCGGGGGGAGCCAAGUCUGAUUCUGCCUCUGACUCUCAGGAGAUAAAGAACCCUGGCUUGCCCAUUCAGAAGCUGCAGGACAUCCAGAGAGCCAUGGAGCUGCUCUCUUGCCAGGGUCCAGCAAAGAGCAUCGAUGACGCAGCCAAGCACAAGUACCAGUUCUGGGACACCCAGCCCGUGCCGAAGCUAAAUGAGGUGGUGACAAGUCACGGGCCGAUAGAAGCAGACAAAGAGAACAUUAGACAGGAGCCAUAUUCCUUACCUCAAGGCUUUAUGUGGGACACUCUGGAUCUCAGCAAUGCAGAAGUACUUAAGGAGUUGUACACAUUGUUGAAUGAAAACUAUGUGGAGGAUGACGACAACAUGUUCAGAUUUGAUUAUUCACCAAACUUUCUCAAAUGGGCUCUGCGUCCACCCGGCUGGUUACCACAGUGGCAUUGUGGAGUGAGAGUGUCCUCAAACAAGAAGCUUGUUGGCUUCAUCAGUGCCAUCCCUGCAGAUAUACGCAUCUAUGACACACUGAAGAACAUGGUUGAAAUCAACUUCCUGUGUGUCCAUAAGAAGCUGCGUUCAAAGCGUGUUGCUCCAGUGCUAAUCAGAGAGAUCACACGGAGGGUGAACAUAGAAGGAAUAUUUCAGGCAGUAUACACAGCAGGAGUGGUACUGCCUAAACCUGUGUCCACAUGCAGGUAUUGGCAUCGUUCUUUGAACCCCAGGAAGCUUGUGGAAGUUAAGUUCUCCCACCUGAGCAGAAACAUGACCCUGCAAAGAACCAUGAAGCUCUACAGACUACCAGAUAGCACCAAGACUCCAGGUCUGCGACCGAUGGAGAGGCGUGACAUCCGCCAGGUCACCGAGCUGCUACAGAAAUUCCUGAGACGUUUCCAACUUGCACCUUGUAUGGGAGAAGAAGAGGUGUCUCACUGGUUCUUGCCACAGGACAACAUCAUUGACACAUUUGUAGUAGAGGGUGCCGGUGGUGUACUGACAGAUUUCACUAGUUUUUACACUCUGCCCUCGACCGUGAUGCAUCACCCUCUCCACAGGAGCCUGAAGGCUGCUUACUCUUUUUACAACGUUCAUACACAAACCCCUCUACUGGACUUAAUGAAUGAUGCACUGAUCCUGGCCAAGCUGAAAGGUUUUGAUGUGUUCAAUGCCUUGGAUCUAAUGGAGAAUAAGGUGUUCCUGGAGAAGCUCAAGUUUGGCAUAGGAGAUGGAAAUCUGCAGUAUUACCUCUACAACUGGAAAUGUCCCCCUAUGGACCCUGAUAAGGUUGGCCUCGUCCUUCAGUAGCAGGUCUCUUCACUGCUGCUACACAAACACUGAUCAAGAGGUUCGUUAGUGACCUCUGGCUAUUCCUUACCUGGACAUACAGGUAGCCCACGCUAGACAAUGAGAACUACAACAGUUAAACCAACCUGGAGACUGGGAGACGGUUAAAAAAAAAAAACAUUCUCCUUUUCACCUGGAGGUGAAAACUCUUAAAAUCAUCAACAUCCUGAAUGUGAAGUCAUGCUAUGCCUGAGAUACUCAUACAGUACAACGCUCCUGACAUGCACACUCGCAUUUAAAACAUACAAGAGGAUGCCUUGACAUUGUGAAUUUUGUUUAGUUAUUUUUCCUCCGCAGACGACUCGUUACAAGGGACUGGCAUGUCAUUUAAUUUCACUGACAUUGAACUAUGUAAAUGAUAACCAACAAACAAAGUAAACAUGACCACAAUAUUAAACGAUAAGUUAUUGUGUCCCCACUGAGGGUCUUUUAAAGAGUUAUUCUCAUCUUCUUCUCAUAUCUUUGUGGUGAGAAGUUUCUCUGCUGGCUGCUUCGGGCCUCAGUAGAAUUAGAAAUGCUAAGAACAUGUUUGUGAUAGCUGACAUAUAAAAGAAAAAACUUUUUCCCUCAAGCAUUUAGGAGAAAAAUAUCUUAACUUUUCAAACACACACAUACACACACGCAAACACUGUCAAAUAACACGCAUAUACACAACAAGGAUAUCUUCGUGGAAGGACUCGUCCAACUGGUGCAUUGAGAUACAUGUUUCUUUUGUUAAAAUAUAUAGUUACCUGUACAUUUAAAGCCAGAUCAUAUUUAUUCCUGUAGUGUGAGUUUGGGGUGCGGGAGGGCUGAUCCAAAGUAUUUUCCUCAUAGGUAGUGUAGAUGUCACUGAGUUUGUUCAGAAAAUGUGGGUUUAAAGUGGUUUUUGAUGAAGAAUGUAUUGCAUCAAUGAAGCACAAUUUUUGAGUUCCUAAACAAGCAAGAGUCCUUUUUUCUUUUUUUCUUUUUAAAAGGUCAGAUUUCAAAACAGAUGUGUUGCGGUACAAACUGUACAACCUUGGUUUUUACAAAGGAUGUGAGCUGUUUCCACGUUAUGAACAAGUUUCUAGAGUCGAUUUUUAAUACAACAUCUAAGGUUAUCUUCACUGAUACGCUCAUGCAGCACAGGUUUUAUCUGCAUGUGAAUGCUGCGUUGUUCAGUUAAAUAAGAGGCAACAGUUACAGAAGCUGAAAAAAGAAAGGAUGACACACUGAGUGCACAAGCAGGGCAGUGAAUCAAAGGCUUAAUGACAACAACAAAUAUUAAUUCAACUAUAACCAGGUUGCACUUGAUUGAGAUUUUGUGCAAAAAAUAAAAACAUUGUCUAGACAGUUUUAUAGCAUAACAAUGGCUUUACUUACUUUAGAAAGGGUAAUGUGCUCAGUUAAGUCUUGUUUAAAGCAGCCAAGGUUUGUUUUCUUUUGUUAAUUUAGUCAUUGCCACUUAUAGAGAAACUGACUUAUUUCUUCCAGUAGCCUGCUGCAAAGCGUGAAUAGGUAAAGUAAAGCAGCUGACUGCUUAUACUCUUAUUAAUACAUACAUAACCAUCAAUUCCCUUGCCUGUUAUAUUUAACAGUUUUACUCUCAGUUAAAUAUAACAGAGAACUGAGCACAACAUUCUGGGGAAUCCUUUAUUAAACAGCAUGUAUUCAGAGCACAGUGGCUGAAUAAACAAAAGCCUGUAUCGGUAACUGCAUCAAUUUGAAAUUUGAGCUUUUCCUGUUUUUUCAGGUUUGUUUUUUUAAAUGGUACUGUAUUUGUGUCUGAAAAAUAUACUGUGGGUCAUUUUUUAAUGUAAUGAAAAUUAUUGGAACAGUUCUAAUAUUUAUAAUUGUACUUUGCAAAAUGUCUUAAGACAAUUCCUGUUUUUCUUUCCAGUAUUCCCCCAAAUUUUCCAGUUAAGUAACUUCAAAACUGAUCUUUGAGGGUUUGGAGUAUUUGGCAUUGCCCCGUGCUCAACUGAGCGAUGGAGAUCUUUGAUGAAAAACUGUUGUCUGACCACUUGUUCUGUGGUGGAGCUGCUGGUGUACUCAAAGGCUAAAAAAUGUUUUUAAAAUUGUCUUCUUGCUCUGAAUUUUACUUUGUGUUUGAUGCUCCUGUUUGUGGCUCUGCAUAACAUAAGAGGUAAAGGCUGCUGCCUUUUUUUGUCGUUACUUUUUCUGUAUGUGAUGUAAUUUUCUUCUCAUUCCUUUGUUAGCAAGAAAGGGACAACCAAUGGACAGUCGGUGCUUCAGGGCUCAAAGAUUCUUUUUUAUUUAUUUAUUUUUUUUACCAUUGAAAAGGUUAAAUGAGUUGACAAAGACGGAUGUUAUCGGCAUUCAUUUAACACUGAAACUGAGUCGACGUGUGCCUCAUGGAUGUUGGUUGUGUCACUGUGUUGCCUGCAGCUGUUUGAAUGAACUUUGAGCAUGUCAGUUUUGCUGCUGUGAUGAUUUUUAGCGUUGAUGUUACUAGCCACACCCUUUAGUGAGAACUCAACCCGAAGUACCUGCCUUAUUUAAAGAUGUUUUCUUUUUUUUUUUUAUUAAUAUUUUGAGGUGGGGUGGGGGGUACUUUUGAAAUGACAUACAGCUUUCUCUAACUGAAGAACAAUAUUUUUUAUUCAAAUCCAUUGUAAGCUGUGAAAAAGCUGAAGAACCUUUACCAGCAUCAUUUAAAGACAUGACCCCCAAUGCAAAUAACAAUCUGUUUCAACACACGUCGGCUAUACCAGCAUGGAUAUUUGAUUGAAUAAACUCACUUUAAAAAGG
Cottoperca gobio is the source of this 4378-nucleotide messenger RNA. It is a transcript of the gene nmt2, whose product is annotated as N-myristoyltransferase 2. Gene Ontology annotation, molecular function: glycylpeptide N-tetradecanoyltransferase activity. The record is from RefSeq and is a predicted model, not a curated record. Gene Ontology annotation, cellular component: cytoplasm. Bases 128 to 1606 code for a protein of 492 amino acids. Lineage: Eukaryota; Metazoa; Chordata; Actinopteri; Perciformes; Bovichtidae. The transcript has 12 exons. Gene Ontology annotation, biological process: N-terminal peptidyl-glycine N-myristoylation.